Molecule: messenger RNA, 927 nt
Organism: Lymnaea stagnalis (great pond snail)
Lineage: Eukaryota; Metazoa; Mollusca; Gastropoda; Lymnaeidae
Source: the annotation of a GenBank genome assembly
CAGGUGCCGACGGACAAUUUCUUGGUCAAAUCUGGACAGAAAGAAUUUGAAGCUCAUCAUGAGAAUGCAGGGCUGGGGAAUCACGUUUUGCCAGUACAUUCCCCACACCAUCCUUAUUCAAAAGAUGAAUUAGGAUCAGCGCAGCCACCAACAGGUGGAGAUGUUCAAAUCAGUGCUACAUCUUCUAGUGUGACUUCUGUGUCAUCUGUUUGUCAUGAUACAGUGCCUUUACUCAUACAAACAUCUACAGGUGGUCUUAUGUCAAGCAGUUCAUCUAGAAAUGAUCAGAACCCAUCAACAAACUGUGAAAAGGCUUCAGAUUUCAAGACAAAUAAUUUAAGCAGCCAAAGUGUGAGUUUCUCCACUUAUACAGAUCUUUUACCAGAAGCUCACAGAAGUGCUAACUCUUGUCAUGUGUCAUUUACCGCCCUCCUCACUGCCCCAAUCUCCGUCACCAAUGUUGGCCUAUCAGAUUCCAUAUCUGGGGCACUGAGAGUUGCAAAUGAUCUGGACACAGAGAUUGAUGGCUUACAAUCCCAACAACACACUAGUGGGAGCCCUGCUACACGUGGGCCAAAUGUUAAAAGAUUGGAAAUGAUUGAUGGGCAGGAAAUGAUGCAUCAAAUGGGUGGCAGUGCACAUGAUGACAAGUUACACCAAAACCACCAAUCGUACACUAAUGAUGAAUGCAGCUUACUGCGGCAGGCAAUGUUAGAAUGUGACAUUCCUAUGGAAACCUUCCACAGAUUAGGGGGUGGGGACGGUGGUAAAGCAACAUUGAUACCAUCUUCAGGACAGACCCCAGUCAUGGUAGAUCACACUGUAACAUCUCAUAAUCCAAGGAACAUCAAACCCAGUGUUACAGAUAAUACACAUUCCAUGGCCGGCAUUCCAAAAGUGACAGGCAAAAGGAACUCUGUGGAGCCG